Messenger RNA from Zea mays, 1113 nucleotides. Its product is annotated as DUF679 domain membrane protein 7. NCBI's taxonomy places the organism in Eukaryota, Viridiplantae, Streptophyta, Magnoliopsida, Poales, Poaceae. Gene Ontology annotation, biological process: endomembrane system organization. The transcript has a single exon. The record is from RefSeq and is a predicted model, not a curated record. Bases 117 to 884 code for a protein of 255 amino acids.
GAUAAUGUCCUAUUUAAGCAAGCUACACUACCCGUACACGAAUUCAUUAUCACAUUGAGAUUAGCAGCAGAGACCCCGGACAUAUUCACUAGCUAGCUAGCUAGCAAGCUAUAGCGAUGGCAUCGUCUCCUCAGACCGUGAUCCAGAUGUCUUCGCCGCGGGCCAACGCCGCCACAGCACCGCAGACGACGCCCAAUAAGGUCGUCGGAGCCGACGCCGACAACCGUGUGCCGGCGAUGGCGGCAACAGCAGGCUCCGGCGGGACAAUGGCGGACAAGGUGAUGACGAGCGCGGCGAACCUGGCGCAGCUGCUGCCGACGGGCACGGUGCUGGCGUACCAGGCGCUGUCGCCGUCCUUCACGAGGCACGGCGUGGACUGCACGGCGUCGAACCAGUGGCUGACGGCGGCGCUGGUGGGCGUCCUGGCGGGGCUCUCCCUCCUGCUCUCCUUCACGGACAGCGUCGUGGGGACCGACGGCAGGCUGUACUACGGCGUGGCCACGCCGCGCGGGUUCAACGUGUUCAACCUGUCCGGCCAGGAGGAGGGUCUGCAGUGGGCGCCCGGCCAGCUCCGGAGGCUGCGGCUCCGCCCGCUCGACUACGUGCACGCCAUCUUCGCCGCCGUCGUCUUCCUCACCGUGGCGUUCAGCGACGUCGGCCUGCAGCGCUGCUUCUUCCCCCACGCCGGCGCCAACACCAGCGAGCUCCUCAAGAACCUCCCGCUCGGGACCGCGUUCCUGUCCAGCUUCGUGUUCUUGAUCUUCCCUACCACCAGGAAGGGCAUCGGGUACAGCGACACCACCCCGCACCAAAAGGCAUCGGAUGACGACGAUGCAACGACACCAGUACUACUCCCCACCAAAAGCCACCAGCAUACGGUCUAGCUAGCCGGUUCGGAUGCAAUUCAGAAUUUAGAAUACAUGUUUUGCAGGAAAUUAAGCUAGGGUUCAUACUUGUAUGUAGUAGCUAGGUAAUAGAUGCAUGUUAAUUUGAUGUGUGAUUCUUUUCGUUCAUUCAUAAAUACAUGUUUGGAAAAUACUACUGUGCAUCAUUCAAAAAAUGUAGUAGGAUGAUGAGAAAUAUGGUCUAAGUGGUAUCAGUGGAUCAAUUUUA